CAAACACACACACCCCUCUGGAUUGGCUCCUUGGCUCUAGCUGCCUGCAGUAGAGCAGCGACCUCUUAGCACCACCACCAGCAGCAGCGACGGCGAGAGGGCGGCUGCAGUUGGACCGCCGGCGAGGGAGCUGCCACCAUCAUGCAAGGGGACCAGGCGGAGAAGAGGGGGAAGGUGAAGAAGGGGUGGCUGGCGGUGCGGGUCGGCCAGGCCCAGGCGGAGCAGCAGGGCGACGGGUUCCAGCGGUUCGUCAUCCCCAUCGCCUACCUCUACCACCCGCUCUUCCAGCGCCUGCUGGAGGCGGCCCGGGACACGUAUGGCUACAACUCGGCCGGCCCGCUCUGGCUGCCCUGCUCCGUCGACGACUUCCUCCGCCUGCGCGCGCUCGUCGACCGGGAGACGGCGCACUCGCACUCCUCCUCCUCGCACCGCGUGCACGUGCAGGCCGGCGGCCACCACCAGCAGCAGCACGGUUACUCCUUCGCCCCGUGCACCCGCGCCAGAGUCACCUCCUGAUCGACCCACAUCGAUCAUCGAGCCCCGGCGGCCCUUCGUGCGUGCGUGCGCAUGGCGACUGUGAGCACCGGCGCGCGAGCAGGGAGGAGUCCAUCAGUCCACCGGAGACGACGCACAUGUACACUACACGUACAUAGAGAUGCAGAGAGAUACGGAGAUGCUUGAGAGGCAGUAGAUGAUUAGUCUAUCAUCCAUAUUGCCUAUGAUUUCGGCCUUGUUGUUCUUCUGAUUCUUGCACAUGCUUGUGUACUAGAUUAAUUAACAGACCGAUGUAUAAUUAACAGUUGAAUUCGAUCACAGUCGUCACAGCCCGGUUUACUAUCUAUUACAACUUGAUGUCUUGAUC
Molecule: messenger RNA, 862 nt
Organism: Aegilops tauschii subsp. strangulata
Lineage: Eukaryota; Viridiplantae; Streptophyta; Magnoliopsida; Poales; Poaceae
Product: auxin-responsive protein SAUR32
Biological process (GO): response to auxin
Source: RefSeq, a predicted model, not a curated record